Molecule: messenger RNA, 2301 nt
Organism: Chlamydomonas reinhardtii
Lineage: Eukaryota; Viridiplantae; Chlorophyta; Chlorophyceae; Chlamydomonadales; Chlamydomonadaceae
Exons: 12
Coding region: 106-1332 (408 amino acids)
Biological process (GO): cytoplasmic translation
Cellular component (GO): cytosol
Molecular function (GO): mRNA binding; metal ion binding
Source: RefSeq, a predicted model, not a curated record
AUACAGACUAGGCUGCCAACACUUAGGAUUGGCAGCAGUUGCUUUCUCCCUUCAGACGCAAACCUUCCAAAAACACUCAGCUGCGCGCUCGCCGCUCGUGGAACGAUGGCGCCGAAGGCAGCCCCCAAAGUAGACAAGGCGAAAGCGGCUGCCAAACAGAAGGCCGCUGAGGACAAGACUUUCGGCCUUAAAAAUAAGAACAAGUCGGCCAAGGUGCAAAAGUAUGUGCAAAACGUCAAGACGAACGCGACGCAGAACCUUGGCGCCUACAAGCCCGUGGAGGCGAAGAAGAAGGACAAGGCUCCGGAUGAGCUGGGCAACAUUUUUCUGCCGACCAUUAAGCAGCCAAAGGUGCCGGACGGCGUGGACCCCAAGUCCAUCGUGUGCGAGUUCUUCCGCCACAACCAGUGCACCAAGGGCAACAAGUGCAAGUUCAGCCACGACCUGUCGGUGGAGCGCAAGGGCCCCAAGAUCUCGCUGUACGCCGACCAGCGCGACCUGGGCAAGGACGGCGAGGACAAGGAGGGCAUGGAGGACUGGGACCAGGCCACGCUGGAGGCGGCGGUGAAGCAGAAGCACGCCAACGAGAACAAGCCCACGGACAUCAUCUGCAAAUUCUUCCUGGAGGCCGUGGAGAAGAAGCUGUAUGGAUGGUUCUGGAAGUGCCCCAACGGCGAGGACUGCAAGUACCGGCACGCGCUGCCGCACAACUACGUGCUCAAGAGCCAGAUGAAGGAGCUGCUAGAGGAGGAGGCGCGCAACACCAAGGACAUUGCGGAGUCCAUUGAGGAGGAGCGCGCCAAGGUGGUGGCGCGCACGCCCAUCACCCAGGAGACGUUCAGUGCCUGGCACCGGGCGAAGCGCGAGGCCAAGGCGGCCAAGCGGGCGACGGACGAGGAGGAGCGGCGCAAGAAGGGCAUCCUCAACGGCCGCGAGAUCUUCAUGCAGGAGGGCUUCGUGGCCAACGACGACGCCAGCGCGGCGGACGAGUACGGCUUCGAGGUGGACGAGGAGGAGGAAAUCAAGGCCAUGAUCGAGCGCGCGGCGGCGGCGGCGGAGGCGGCCAGGCAGCAGGCGGAGCUGGGGCCAGUGCCGGAGGAGGCGGAGGAGGCGAACGAGGGCGCGGGGCCAUCCGGCAGCGGCGCCGGGCCAUCCACACACCUCAACCUAGAAGACGAGGAGGCGCAGGAGCUGUUCGAUGACGAUGAUGACGACGACGAGGAAAUGGAGGACGACGAGGAAAUGGACGACGACGACGACGACGACGACGAGCUGGAGGGGCUGGAGGACCACGUGAAGGGGAUGCACGUGGGCGGGGCAGCAGGGCAAUGAGGGGGGCAGGCGUGUGCGGGGUGGGGGACAGGGCAGGGGGCAGGCAAUAGGUUGGGGCAGGGUUGGCAGGGGGUUACUGAGGGUUGCAUGCGGUGCAGGCAGGGGCGCAGUACAUUGAGUCAGGGGGCAGCUUGAGGUGACGGGCAUGAAACGGUGGCGUGUUUGGCGGACGUGGAGGCGUUGAGACCUUAGAUGCCGGUACCAGACGUGGGCUGGCGGCGGCGGCAGCGAUAUCAUAGGGUUGGGAGCCGUGGUGUGGCGAAUCACGGCGUACGGUGUGGUCAGCCGUGGCUUGCGUGGAGCUAGGGCUGGGAGGCGUGACUGACGUCUGGGGUAUCCGCUGAACUACUAAAGGCCGAGGGUGCAGCAAAGGCAGGUGCAGGAUGAAGUCCAGUUUCCGACAGCUAAAUUCAACAGGUUGGUGCUGUGUUGAUGAGUGUACAAUCCCGUUGGUUGUGCGCUUGUAUGUUAAAUAUGCAUGCACACCACUGAACCCAAUGUGGGCAAAGCGGGGGCGCACGCCGCAUUCACUCCAGCUCUUCGACCCCUCACGGUCUCACAGGUCCUCGGGCACUCGAACCACGUACUGUCUGCCUCUGUUUCGCAUUCUCGCUUUGUAUCUGGCACCUAAAGUGCUACGCUCGACAUUGCUUAGUGCGUAUGCCGCGCCCCAUCCACAAUACCAUCCUCACGACAUCACGAAUGUAUGAACGACUGCACGCGACGCUCACUCUUGCUCACGCACUUCUCGUGUCACGCUGUGAAUCUGGAGUCACGUUCAGCUCGCAUGCACGCUUAUCCCAGUUCAAGACACUCCGCUCACAGCACCGCUCACAGCACCGUUCACGCCUCCCGCACGCGCAUCCAACCGGUCUCAUGCCCCCGCCCCGUAAAGGAUGGCCUCGAUGUAUAGUUGUUUGAAUAAACGGCAUGAUGAAAACCCUCAGCCAUUAUCGCACAUAAUACUUA